Molecule: messenger RNA, 2151 nt
Organism: Yamadazyma tenuis ATCC 10573
Lineage: Eukaryota; Fungi; Ascomycota; Pichiomycetes; Serinales; Debaryomycetaceae
Source: RefSeq, a predicted model, not a curated record
UUAUUUACCAACUCCUUCCACGUCAGACACAUAUCACACCAAGUUAUCUGCUAGUAAUGGACGAGAAGUACCAGCAGGAUUACCCCAACUCUCACUACUUGAGUAACUUGAACAACUUGAAUGGUACCAAUCAGCAUGUGGACCUUAAUCGAUUACCCACGUUAGGAGAGAUAUUAUCUAACAGAACCAAGUCACCAGUUGACCUCUUCACUUUUUACAACUUUAUGAGAGAAAUAGAGAAUAGAGUGGAGUACUUGGACUUCUGGUUUGAUUUGGUCAACCACCUCAACUUGUGUAAGUAUUAUGUCAAAGGAUUGAGACAAUCACUCUUAAAACAACAGAACCUCCAUCAGCAAAGGGCAUCCAACUUACUGGAAAAUCAUAAGAGUUUAAGUUCCAGUGUGUUGUUGGAUAUGAUCAUCAACGAUGAUAUUCUUCAGGACAAUGACUCCAACCGGUUGUCCCAGUUUUUAAGAGGAGACUUGAAUGUGACCGACCCUAAAUUGGUAGAUUUGAUCAACCAGUAUGAGGCUGACUAUGACCCAAAAACGCAAAGAGACUCGGGAGCCUCUAGCAUUCCAUUGAUGAACCUGCCUCAGCAGCAGUACCAACAACAGUACCAACUGCAGUAUGAUGAAACUUUCAGGCCUCCAAGUGGGUUUUCUUCCAUUGGAGAAAAGCGAAUUUCUUCCCAAUCCAAGCUAAUGGAAGGCCUCCUGACAUCUGAAGACGUCGAAAAUAGAAUGGAUCCCCACUACCAAGGCGCUGGCGCGAACUACACUCAAGUGAACCGAGAUUCCUCGAUAAACCCAUCAUUACUCGAGAAGCUCGUAAAGAGUUCGCCUCAUGAUAGCAUGUCAGGUAGCCUUAUCACCAGAAACAAGUUAAAAGACUCGACACAAAGCUUGCUUCUCAAGUACUUUGUGGAAGAUGCAGAGAAGUACUUGAACUUACCAGGUCAUUUGAAUCAAUAUAUCAUCAAAUCGAUCGAAAUCGAUGGUAGAGAUGAUCCCGAUAUUUUUAAUGGAGUCAAAUCAUAUAUUUUCAACAAGAUCGAAAACGAACAUUUGCCCAACUUCUUGAACUUCAUAGCCAUCAAAAACUUGAACUCCAACUUUAUCAGAAUCAUUGUUGGGUUGUUUUUCCUUUUCAUUGCAUUUUGGAUCGGCUACGUUUUAAUCUUUUUGGACUAUUCCAAGUCCCUCAGAAUUCCGGUGUUAGUGCCGUUCUUCAUUGGAUUCUACUGUCUAGUUUCAGCCAUCUACUUAAUUGAUCCAGUGUUGGUGUGGUUUAAACGAUCUCAAUCAUUUCAAGAAUCUACAAGGUUCAUACGAUUGCAGGAGCCAUUUAUCUUCAAGUUAUUGGUGAAAAGAAGUUUAUGGGUAACAUUUUUGAUCCUAUUAUGCACCGCCAUAUUGACAGUAGUUUUUUGCCUUGUACCAGGACACCGAUUAUAAUAGCAUUACCUGAUGAAUAUACGAUCACAUCAAUGAAUUCCGCCAAUAAAGAGGUUUAUUGCACUAAAAAUUUAUACAUAAUGAAUUAAUAGACCUUAGGCUAAAAUUAGUUGUCGUUCAAGAAAGCUUCUCUCUUUUCAGCGACUCUUUGUUGUCUUCUUUCACGAGCAGCCUUGUUCUUGGAUCUUCUAGCUUCAGCUUCAACCUUCAAGGAGUUUUCUCUCAAAGCUUCAGCCUUGGCCUGGAUGAUGUGUUCGACUAAUGAUCUCUUGUGUUUAAAGGUGUUACCCUUGGCAGAUUUGUAUAACGAGUGGUAUAAGUGCUUGUCGAUCUUCUUAGCAUCUCUGUAUUUAGCCAAUAAUCUUCUCAACACUCUCAAUCUUCUCAUCCACAAAACUUGGGCUGGCAUUCUGGCGUCGGCAGUACCCUUUCUCUUACCGUAACCCAUGUGUCUACCUAAACUCUUGCUUUCCUUUAAGGCUCUAGCUCUAGAUCUAGAGUGAACAACAGCUGGCUUCUUGACAAUGGUACCAUUUCUGUACAACUUUCUGAUGGCUUGUCUCGAGUUAGCGCUGGCGAGUUCACUGGUUUCGUUAGGGUCUAACCAGAUCUUUCUCUUACCAACUCCGACAACGGAAGCAGCUAAUCUCUUUUGGGUUCUUAAGUUAGCCAUUAUUUCACGGAUUAGUUUAGU